Molecule: messenger RNA, 3099 nt
Organism: Condylura cristata (star-nosed mole)
Lineage: Eukaryota; Metazoa; Chordata; Mammalia; Eulipotyphla; Talpidae
Product: mas-related G-protein coupled receptor member X2-like
Exons: 1
Coding region: 2113-3099 (328 amino acids)
Biological process (GO): G protein-coupled receptor signaling pathway
Cellular component (GO): membrane
Molecular function (GO): G protein-coupled receptor activity
Source: RefSeq, a predicted model, not a curated record
UUGAACUCACAUUGUAGCAGCUGCGACUAGCCUGCAGUGCUGCAUCCUAACCUGCACCACCAGGAAAGGCCCUAAAUGAGAAUAUUCUAAUAGAUGGCUCAAGACUUGUAGUGGUAGAGGACAUGAAUAGUGAGCAACAGUCAAUAAACCUAGGCAAUUCUGGUCCUUACUGAGCUUUGAGCUUAAUAAGGGAAAGAAAUUAAAAGAAAUGCCUGAACAUUAGAGCUGCAAACUGUGAUUGUUCCAUGAAGGAAAAGCACAGGUGCCUGGUGGAGAACAACCAGGCUUGCAGGAACUAAAAGGCGCAGGAUGGACCCGUCUGCCUGAGAGGACACGUCCUCUUCCCACUCAGGGGCCGCUACUGUGUGAGUCUCCUGGGGUCUGAAGCAACAACUGUCUUGACACAGAAAAUAAGGACUCAUGCUUUUGAGUCUGGCUCUUGGUUGACUUCUAAGCCUACCCACCUUUCUCCUUAUUUCACAGUCUUGUCUUUCUUACCUGGUGAAAUUUGCUUCAUCUAGAAUAAAAUCUCGAUUUUCAUAUUCCCCUUGAGGUUUGUAGGAACAUUACUGGUUCCUUCUCCCCCCUUUCUGUGAAGAGCUGACACUCCACCCGGGCAGUGGGGCUGUGGGGCUGGCUGAGGACAGGACUCCCACAGACGUGUGGGCCCAAAGCCAGGUGCCACCACCGUCUGCAUGAGACCUGGCACGUGUCACUCUCCUCCGAGCACUGUAGUGUCCUUACCUGCACAUGGGAAAGUUCUUACUCACUGGGGUCUUAAGAAGAUGAAGAGAUUACACCUAAAGAGCUCUGGACCAGCUACUAGUCUCCACACAGAUGUGUCAGUCCUUCUUUUCCAGAUUGGAAUUCACAUGAGCAUCUGUGUUUUCAUCCCAAGCUCUACACAGUGUGGAAACAGGCAGUUUUUCUAUUUCCCACCCCUAACUCAAAGAUACCACCUCACAAAUGCUUAACAACAAAGCAAAUGGCAUUCCAUAUAAUGGAAGGAGAGAGGAUGGUGACUUUAUACUUUACAGCUCAUUACUAAUCAUUCACUGAUCUCCCUUAGCUGUUCCCAUGUCUUACGCCUCUCAGCCUUUUGGCUACUUCUUUCUCUCCUUUUCUCCUUCUCCUCUAACUGCAGAGAAACUUAGAAAAGCACCAAAUCCUCUCACCAAAUUGUGUUAUUAAUCCCUUGAAGAACUCCCUUGCACUACACGCUGGCCCUCCACGAAUGCAGAUUCACAGGAAACUUCACCAGUUAUUCAUGCAUAAUGGUGUCUCUCAUGUAGAGAUUUCCACAAAGGAAAUAAUGAGGAAUGACUUUGUCAUAUUAUUUAUAGGUGUUUUUUCUGGUGACUAACAUUUGAAAUGUUAUUCCAUUAAACCCAAACUACAUUUAGGCUUCCAGUCAUUCAUUCAUUUUCUGAUUAAAUAUUUCUUGACUCCCCACACUGUCCCUCACACAGAGUCUGGCAAUAGACACUCUAUUGAAGAGUGUAAAAGCAGCUCCUGUCACCAUAAAGCUGACACUCUGGGCCAUCUCUAGCCUGACAAGACCAGCCAUAGUCACGUCUAUAAUAACAUGAGGUCAUAUCUAUGUUAUUCAUGGUCCUAAAUCAUAAUCUCCUUUCUCCCUAUUGGGUGGACAAUUAACAGCCCAUAGGUCAUGUCUAGAGCUUCUGACUUCAUGCCUCUAAGAGGAAACCUCAGUCUCAGAGUUGAAGAAAUGCUGAGCUCAGAGUCCAGCAGCCAUAUCGCAUAGUCCUACCCAGACUUUUCUCCUCUUGCCUUAGGGAACAUGGCAUGACCUAGGAUGGCGAGAGUAGACGUUUAGACCACAGAAGAAUCUCCUGUCAGCAGAAGGCAUUUGUUGUCGUGGAGAUAGUCCAGGCUUUAGAGUCAGCAUAAACUGGAUUUGAAUGAAGGUUACCACAUGCCAAGGCUACAUAGCCUUCAGGAAGUGUCUUAAUCUAGGCAAGACUCCAUUACCCUCCCUUGUAAUAGGGACAGCUGUUUCCACCCUCAGAGUGGCCCUGAGAUCAGUGGUCAGGCAGCAAGUGAUCGAGUCUUGUCUGUGUUCCUAGGGCUACAAGGGGAGCGUUUCUGAACAUGGAUACAACUGUCUCCGCCUGGGAUACCGCACUGACACCAUUAAAUGCAAGUCACCAGGCCCUUCCUGAAGCUAUGGAUACAGUGGCCCUGGUCCUGGUUUUUCUGGAUUUCAUCAUUACUCUGGUUGGGCUGGCAGGAAACACUGUUGUGCUUUGGCUCCUGGGCUUCAGCAUGCAGAAAAACGCCUUCUCCAUCUACGUCCUCAACCUGGCAGGUGCCGACAUCCUCCUUCUCUCCUUAGCGAUUAUAGAGAUCCUGAAAGAAAUCAUAGAGUACGUUCAGGACAUCAAAAUUGCCAUUCCUGAUGUUUUGAUUACAGCAUCAAACUUCAGCUACAUUGCAGGCCUGGGUAUUCUCAGCGCCAUCAGCACCGAGCGCUGCCUGUCUGUCCUGUGCCCCAUCUGGCACCGCUGCCACCGCCCCAGACACACGUCAGCUGUUGUGUGUGCCCUGAUCUGGGCCCUGUCCCUGCUGCUGAGCACCCUGGAAGGGAAGUUCUGUGCCUUGCUAUUUGGAGAUUUUGAUGAUGUGUGGUGCAAAGUAUUUGAUUUUAUUACUGCGGCAUGGCUGAUUUUCUUAUUUGUGAUUCUCUCGGGGUCCAGCCUGGCCCUGGUGUCCAGGUUGUUCUGUGGCUCCCAGCGGGUCCAGCUGACUAGACUGUACAUGACCAUCAUCCUCACAGUGCUGGUCUUCCUCCUCUGCGGCCUGCCCUUUGGCAUUUACUAUUUCCUCAUAAUCUGGAUUAGUGUGUACUCCAGACACUUCUAUAUGGUUGCCCUUUUCCUGACCUCUGUCAACAGCUGCGCCAACCCCUUCAUUUACUUCUUCAUCGGCAUCUUUAGGCAUCGAAGGCAAUGGCAGCGGCAGACAUUCAAAUUGAUUCUCAAGAGGGCUUUCCAGGACAUUCCCGAGGUAGAUGAAAAUGAAGGUAGCUUUCCCCAGGAGACCCUAGAGAUGUCAGGAGUCAGUCAGCUGUCCUCCUGA